AUGGAAGCACGGAGACUCAUUGGGUGCAUAGAUUCUGCGCCUACGAGGAUGAUGCCUCAGACACAAGACGAAGCAGUGCCACCGGGCCCCGCAGAAAUAUUAGUACGCGACGGUGGCACCGAGCAUGGGACGGCGAGUGCUGGAAAUCGAGGCGGUGACGAGGUGUCGACCUUGGACACUCGCAUCGAUGCUUUGAAUUUACGCGACGAUCACGGCAACGUACUGCCUACGAAGGAACAUAAGCAGUCGACCGCAGUGGCAGCAGAGAUACCUCCUCUACUGCAAGGAUGGAGAUUAGAAAGCGAGGCCGAAUACGCCCGCAGGAUCGGCAAAGAUCUGAGAGAGGUGAAAGAAGAGAUGCUCCGGGACUUCGAAGAGUCCCUCGCUGUGAGUGCACCUUCCUUCAAGCCUGGGCGAGCUGCUGAGAAUAGGUUAUUUGUCGUUCCCAAGAACAAACCAAAUACCCUACCUGGUGGCUACCAGCUGCCCAUCGUCUUCCGGCCACCGUCACCGGUUAGCCAGCCACGAGACUCGCAGAUACCAGCGAUCGCAACGGGAGACCAUGGUGUAGAACAGUGUCGGUCGGCUGAAGGGAAUGAAGACGACGACUAUGAGUCCGUGUCCGACGAUGAGAGCGAGGAUCUCGAAUACUACGAGAUUUCGCCCAGGGAGGACCAAGGGGAUAUUGACGGGACCGAGAGGCGCGGAAGGGUACAAACUCCGAGGCGCUCUAUCGCAAAUAAGCAGGGAAUCUCACCGCUUCCUACGCCGGAGUCUGGUUACCUGGCAGACCGAACCGUCUCGAGGGAAUGGAUGGCGACAUUCGACGUGGACGCGGAUACUACCCUUCCGAGCCUGACCACGUACAUCCGGAUUUUGGAAGCGUGCGAAGCCCGCAGGCGGUGA
Molecule: messenger RNA, 906 nt
Organism: Gloeophyllum trabeum ATCC 11539
Lineage: Eukaryota; Fungi; Basidiomycota; Agaricomycetes; Gloeophyllales; Gloeophyllaceae
Exons: 2
Coding region: 1-906 (301 amino acids)
Source: RefSeq, a predicted model, not a curated record